Salvia hispanica is the source of this 840-nucleotide messenger RNA. RefSeq names its product seed lectin-like. Gene Ontology annotation, molecular function: carbohydrate binding. The record is from RefSeq and is a predicted model, not a curated record. Lineage: Eukaryota; Viridiplantae; Streptophyta; Magnoliopsida; Lamiales; Lamiaceae.
AUGGCCCUCUUGAAAACCCUAAAGCAUCUGCUUUCAUCAGCAGCCAUAGCCCUGUUCGUCAUUCUGGCAAUGACGAACAAAGCCUACUCUCAGAGCGAAUCAACUUCCUUCACGUACGACUUCUACGGCGACAAACCCACAACCCUAACCUACCAAGGCGACGCCUUCUUCCCACCGGACUCAACCUUCCUCCGUCUGACAAAGACCGAGUCGGGCGUCUCAAUACCGGGCAGCGUGGGCCGAGUCCUCCACACGGCCCCAAUACUGUUCCGCGCAGAAGGGGCAUUAGCGUCAUUUGAAACGAGCAUAGAAUAUAUCAUCAGCUCUUGGACCAACGCCACUACACCUGCCGACGGGAUCGUGUUCUUCGUGGCGCCCGUGGGCUCCACCAUCCCCGCGGGCAGCGAAGGGGGCAACUUGGGCGUGUACGACCAAUCCGGAUUGGCUCCCAACGUGUUGGCCAUCGAAUUCGACGUGUUCAACAACCCGUGGGACCCUAGAUUCCGCCACAUCGGGAUCAACCUCGGAUCGAGUACUUCUAGCAAUGUGACGGGGUUUCAGGGCCACAUCGGGGAGCGUGUGAGAGCCCGCAUAAACUACGAGGCAGCAACCAAAGUGAUCAGUGUGCGCGCCACCGCCGGAGCGGCUAAUUACGAGGUCAGCUUGGCGUACGACUUGAGCGCUUUGUUGCCCGACCAAGUUCAAGUCGGCCUCUCAGCGGCAAGCGGGCUCAAAUGGAUCGAUGCUGCCGUCCACGACGUCGUCUCCUGGUAUUUCACCUCCACCCUCGUCAGUAAUCUUGUGAGCGAGGACAAGGCCGCCAAAAUAGCCCAAAUUUAA